GACAGCUGUCACUUUGUGCAAUUCAACGAACUUGAUCUAAGUAUUUCAUUAUAUAGUUAUAUUUAUGAAUGUCUAGUAUUUAUAAAAGUGAUACUGCCUGUAUACCAUGUCUGCUAUGAUAACUGCUGAUUGGUUUACGUUGGGAAGGGAUGUAUAUUAUAGGAAAUAUGAAUUAUACUGUAUGGGGUGGCAGAAUGAAAUAAACUUGAAUGAUAUGAUGCUUUAUGCUGCACCAUAUGGCGGACCAAUAGCUUUAAUGAGAAAUUACAAAAAGAUUAUAAGAGUGCAAGGCUCUACAAACCCAAUCAUCUACAUAUACACAUCGUCUGGCCAGAAAAAUGCAUCAAUAGUGUGGAGCGGUAGCAAUAUAAUUACAUUAGGAUGGUCAGAUGCAGAAAAAUUAAUUUGCGUUCAGGAAGAUGGAAAUGUGACAUUGUAUGAUAUAUUUGGAACAUUUUUGCAUACAUUCAGUAUGGGUACUGAAGCAAAAGACUUAAAAGUGAAAGAUGCAAAAAUAUUUUUAACGAAUAGUGGAACAGGUGUAGCUGUGAUGACAUCAGCGUGUAGAAUUUUUAUUAUUAAUAAUAUAGAAGAACCAAAGAUUAGGAAACUACCAGAAUUGCCUAGUAAUUAUUUAGGUAGUAAAGCAACAUUAUAUUGGACUGUUCUAUCCGAGGACAGAAAUACUAUGGCUAUUGUCUCAUGUGGACAUGAGAUUUAUGCUUUAUACCAAGAUAAAGAAUUGCCUUUGUCAAGAGAAUUGAAUUUAUCUACUGAAUUUACUCAUAUUUGUGGUAUGGCUGUGUCUUUGAAUAAUAAACAUAUUGCAAUAUAUACAGAUUCUGGAACUCUCUGGUUAGGAUCCUUGGAUUUGCAGAAAGGGUACUGUGAAAUUAAAAUUGAUGAACCUGAUGCCAUACUUCAGCAAUUAGUCUGGUGUGGUACAGAAGCUGUCAUUGGUUUGUGGUCCAAUAUUUUAUAUGUUGUUGGAAGAAAUGGUGAUGUUGUACAGUAUCCUUAUGAUAACAUUCAUUUGAUUCCUGAAAUUGAUGGAGUACGAAUGAUAUCAGAAGCUAACCAUGAAAUGAUACAGAAAGUUCCCAGUGUUGUGCAGCAGAUUUUCAGAAUUAAUAGCACAGAUCCGGGUUCUUAUCUCUUGGAGGCUUCCAAACAGUUUCAGCGUCGAAAUCAUAGAGCUGAUGAAUAUAUAACUCUAGUUAAAGAUCAAUUACCUAAGGCAGUCGCGCAAUGCUUAGAAGCAGCUGUUCUAGAAUUUGAUACUUCAACGCAAAAAAUGCUUAUAAGGGCUGCAUAUUUUGGAAAAGGUUUCAUAAAUGGUCAUUCACCAAAGUCAUAUGUUGAAAUGUGCAGAAUUCUAAGAGUACUAAAUGCAGUGAGAGACAGACGAGUCGGGAUUCCGCUAACAUAUACGCAAUUUGAAUGCCUUACAGCCCAAGUGCUUUUGGACAGAUUAGUAUUGAGAAAACAUUAUUAUUUAGCAAUUCAGAUUGCAAAAUAUUUAAAACUGUCUGAAAAAGGAAUAUUAGCACACUGGGCACGUCAUAAGGUGAUUCAAUCAAAAGUUCCUCCUGAAAUUGUAGCGAAAGAAAUUGCUGAAAAAGUAAGCCAUAAUCCAAGAGAAUUUUCUUUCUGGCACAUUGCAAAGUAUGCUGCUGAUAACGGCAGGAAGGAUUUAGCUAUAAAGCUUCUGGAUCAUGAAGUUUAUGUUGAGAAACAAGUAUCAUUGCUAUUAACUUUAGAUCAAGGUCAAUCUGCAUUAAUCAAAGCAAUUGAAAGUGGAGAUACCGAUUUAGUUUAUGCUGUGAUAAUUGAUAUUCAGAGUAAAACAUCAUUAUCUAAGUUCCAGAUGAUAAUUCGUAAUUUUCAAGUUGCGCAAAGUCUGUAUUUAAAAUAUUCACAAGGAAAAAAUAGAGAAGCAUUGCGUGAUAUAUACAUUCAAGAAGAUGAUUAUAACUCCCAAGCUGCUUUGUAUAUUACUGAAAGCUUAGAACCCAAGAAUUCAACAACAAGAGACACAGUUUUAUCUGCAGCCCAGGAAGCUUUUAAGAAAGCAAGGAAUGAAAUUGGAGUUACUUUGUGUGAUGAAACAAGAAAAUUAUAUAAAUACCAAAGAAGGCUGGAGGAAAAAUUUGAACGCAGCUUUAUGGGACUGUCUAUACAUCAAACAGCAAAGGCAUUACUGAAAUUACAACAGAUCAAGCUUGCUGACAAUUUCAAGUCGGAAUAUAAAAUUCCAGAUCGAAGAUACUGGUGGUUACGCAUAGAAAGUUAUGCAGAAAAUGAUGAAUGGUCGGAAUUAGAAAAAUUUUCAAAGGCUCGGAAAAGUCCUGUGGGUUAUGAGCCUUUUAUAGAUGUGUGUUUGAAAUAUAAUAAUAUAUUUGAAGCUCAGAAAUAUGUUUCCAGAUGCAAGGACGAUUUGAAAGUGAAAUACUAUGUUAAGCUCAAAAUGCUGGAUAAAGCAGCUCAGAUAGCAUUUGAACAGAAAGAUGUUCAGAGUCUACUGUUUGUCCAAGCUCAUUGUGGUACUUCGAAUAAUACAGUUGCUGAGCUGACCAAGAAAUAUAUAGAACAGUUAGCUGCUAAGUAAAUAAAAAGUAAUGUU
Molecule: messenger RNA, 2623 nt
Organism: Ctenocephalides felis (cat flea)
Lineage: Eukaryota; Metazoa; Arthropoda; Insecta; Siphonaptera; Pulicidae
Product: vacuolar protein sorting-associated protein 16 homolog
Exons: 15
Coding region: 107-2608 (833 amino acids)
Biological process (GO): endosomal transport; vacuole fusion, non-autophagic; intracellular protein transport
Cellular component (GO): lysosomal membrane; HOPS complex; endosome
Molecular function (GO): actin binding
Source: RefSeq, a predicted model, not a curated record